AUGUCCAGUCGUCAUCGUAUUGAUAUUGGUGGAAGUCACAGGAAAUCAAAGUUUUCUGAUUGUGAUAAUUCCAGCGAAAACUCUCGUUCCCGUGACCGCUCACCAAUCGGUGUUGUAUCUAAUUCAUCCAUUCAGAUAAAUCCCCAUACAGGUCUCCAGUAUAGUCAACGCUACUUUGAUAUAUUUCGAAAGCGAAUACAACUGCCUGUAUGGGAAUAUAAAGAUCAAUUCUUCAAAGUCCUAACAGACAAUCAAGUGACUGUUCUUGUUGGUGAGACUGGCUCAGGAAAAACAACACAAAUUCCACAAUGGUGUUUGGAAUGGUUAAAAAUUCGCUAUUCGUCAAGAAAGUGUGUUGCAUGUACUCAGCCUCGUCGCGUUGCAGCAAUGUCCGUUGCACAGCGUGUGUCUGAGGAAAUGGACUGCCAGCUCGGUAAUCAAGUCGGUUACAGUAUUCGAUUUGAGGAUUGCACCUCAAAUAAUACCGUACUUAAGUAUAUGACAGAUGGUAUGCUACUUCGUGAGGGCAUGUCCGAUCCACUCUUGGAGAACUACGGGGUUAUCCUUUUGGACGAAGCUCACGAACGUACACUUGCUACGGAUAUACUUAUGGGCCUACUGAAAGAAAUCAUAGGUCAGCGGCCUGACCUAAAGAUAGUUGUAAUGAGCGCAACCCUUGACGCUGGCAAAUUUCAGGAUUAUUUUGAUAAUGCACCCUUGCUGACCGUGCCUGGCAGAACUCAUCCGGUGGAGAUUUUCUACACUCCAGAACCUGAGAGGGACUAUCUGGAGGCAGCGAUUCGGACGGUUAUUCAAAUACACGUGUGCGAGGAGAGUGAGGGCGACAUCCUCCUCUUUCUAACUGGACAAGAAGAAAUUGAAGAGGCUUGCAAACGCAUCCAACGCGAGGUGGAGUCUCUCGGAGCAGAUGUGGGUGAAUUGAGGUGCAUACCACUAUACUCCACGCUUCCGCCGAAUUUACAGCAGCAUAUCUUUGAUCCUCCACCACCACGUCGUAAAAAUGGUGCAGUUGGCAGAAAGGUGGUUGUAUCUACAAACAUUGCCGAAACCUCCCUUACCAUUGAUGGAGUUGUGUUUGUGAUUGAUCCUGGCUUUGCAAAACAGAAGGUGUAUAAUCCAAGAAUUCGUGUAGAAUCCCUCCUUGUCACAGCAAUCAGUAAGGCUUCCGCUCAACAGCGAGCCGGACGAGCUGGACGAACACGCCCAGGCAAGUGUUUCCGUCUCUACACGGAAAGAGCCUAUCGUCAGGAGAUGCAGGACAACACCUAUCCGGAGAUCCUCCGCUCCAACUUGGGGACGGUGGUGCUGCAGCUCAAAAAACUAGGCAUUGAUGAUCUUGUUCACUUUGAUUUUAUGGAUCCACCAGCUCCGGAGACGCUUAUGCGAGCACUGGAGUUGCUAAAUUACUUAGCAGCUCUAGACGAUGACGGCAACCUAACAGAUCUCGGUAGUAUGAUGGCGGAAUUUCCUCUGGAUCCACAGCUUGCAAAGAUGGUGAUCGCUUCUUGUGAUUACAACUGCUCCAAUGAGGUUCUGAGCAUCACUGCCAUGCUGUCAGUACCCCAGUGCUUUGUUCGGCCAGCCGACGCAAAAAAAGCUGCUGAUGAAGCAAAAAUGCGGUUCGCCCAUAUCGAUGGUGAUCAUCUAACCCUGCUUAAUGUCUACCAUGCAUUCAAGCAAAAUCAAGAGGAUCCUCAGUGGUGUUAUGACAACUUCAUCAACCUCCGGUCACUCAAGUCCGCUGACAAUGUACGUGUUCAACUGUCACGCAUAAUGGACCGAUUCUCUUUGCGGCGUUCGAGCACCGAAUUCGCGUCUCGGGACUACUACCUAAAUAUUCGCAAAGCCCUGGUCUCCGGCUUCUUCAUGCAGGUUGCGCAUUUAGAGCGGACAGGUCACUACUUGACGGUGAAAGACAAUCAAGUGGUACAGCUGCACCCCUCCACUGUCCUUGACCACAAACCCGAAUGGGUGCUCUACAAUGAAUUUGUUCUUACCACCAAAAAUUACAUCCGAACAGUCACAGAAGUUAAACCGGAUUGGUUGAUUCGGAUAGCACCGCAGUACUACGAUAUGACCAACUUCCCUGAAUGCGAGGCAAAACGCAUUCUCGAGCGAUGCGCUCACCGAAUAGCCCAACGUCAGCAGAAGAAACAGCAGGAGGAGGAAAAUAAAUCCGAAGAGGCUCAGCACUAA
Messenger RNA from Echinococcus granulosus, 2217 nucleotides. RefSeq names its product Putative pre-mRNA-splicing factor ATP-dependent RNA helicase DHX15. Gene Ontology annotation, cellular component: spliceosomal complex; intracellular anatomical structure. NCBI's taxonomy places the organism in Eukaryota, Metazoa, Platyhelminthes, Cestoda, Cyclophyllidea, Taeniidae. Gene Ontology annotation, molecular function: RNA binding; RNA helicase activity; ATP binding. The transcript has 11 exons. Bases 1 to 2217 code for a protein of 738 amino acids. The record is from RefSeq and is a predicted model, not a curated record.